AUGGAUACGCCAGUUCGCAAAUGCAAGUCGUUUUCUGCACGAGAGAAAUUGUAUGCCCUGGAUCAACUAAAGAAGGGCAAACAACAAACUCAGCUUGCUAGAUAUCUAGGAAUUAGCGAGUCCACUCUGCGAGGGUGGAAAAAAGAAGAAGAAAAGCUCCGUAGCCUACCCUGCAUUCUUGAAGAGGAAACUGGUUUACAGCGCAAAAAGGUCAAGUUUGCUAAUGACGAAAGCCUAGAUUCAGCCUUGUAUCAAUGGUUUGUCCAGGCUCACUCAGAAGGAGUUCCUAUUUCUGGCCCUAUUCUGAAAGCUCAAGCAGAGAAAUUUGAUCGCCUUAUCAAUGGAAAUGAAUCCAAAUUUAAGGCGAGUAACAGCUGGCUGGACAGAUUCAAGAAAAGGCACGCGAUAAGCCAAGUUCUUGUGUCUGGGGAAAUCCGCUCAGCUGAUAAAGAGGCUGCUGAUUCCUACCCAAUUGAGCUUAAAAAGUUGCUAAAGGAAGGUUGCUACACAGCCGAUCAAGUUUACAACUGCGACGAGACUGGUUUAUGCUUUAAAAUGUUACCCGAUCGCACCCUCGCAACCAAGACUGACAGUCACAAACGAGAAGGCUUUAAGCAGAGAAAGGACAGAGUCACUCUCUUGUUUUGCGUCAACAAGUCUGGCAGCCACAAACUCAGACCUCUGAUGAUCGGAAAAGCGAGGUCUCCCAGAUGUUUUCAUCAUGUUAAUAUGAAAACCCUUCCCUUUGAAUACACCAACAGCAAGAAUGCAUGGAUGAAUAGCUCCAUAUUUAAAGACUGGUUCCAUAAAACUUUUGUGCCAGCCGUUCGGGCUCAUUUGCGAAAACUGAAGCAGGAGGAAAAAGCUCUCCUCCUGCUGGAUAAUUGCCCUGCCCACCCGCCAGCGGAAAAUCUUGUCAGUCAUGACGGCAAGAUUAAAGUCUCUUAUCUCCCGAAGAACACAUCAUCAGAAAUCCAGCCACUGGACCAAGGCAUCAUAUCGGUAUUUAAACAAAACUAUCGUCGGGAAAUGAUCAAGUGGAUGGUAGCGGGUAACAACUCCUCUGUCCACACAUCACUGGCAUCACUCAACUUGAAAGAAGUCUGUCACCUCGGCGGGAAAGCCUGGGGUGCUAUCUCCGCAUGUUACAUCUGCCCCAUAUAUGAACACAUCUCAGAUGACGAAAUUGUUGCAAAUGUCAGCGGGAAGAAUGAAACUGCACCACCAGAGCCCGAAACCAGUGGCGAUAAUGAUGACGACGACGAUGAUGGCACCUCAACUCCCUCACCAAAAGCGUCUGAGGCAGUAAAGCACCUAGAAGCCAGUUUGAGGUGGCUGGAAACUCAAGACGUAGAGAGCAUCAAAAUCCUCCAACUCAGAAGCAUACUUGACUUUGCUAGAAGCCAACAGUCCGCGGCAAAUAAGCAGACCACACUAGAUAGCUUUUUUAAGAAGCGAUGA
Molecule: messenger RNA, 1461 nt
Organism: Emys orbicularis (European pond turtle)
Lineage: Eukaryota; Metazoa; Chordata; Testudines; Emydidae
Product: tigger transposable element derived 5-like
Exons: 1
Coding region: 1-1461 (486 amino acids)
Cellular component (GO): nucleus
Molecular function (GO): DNA binding
Source: RefSeq, a predicted model, not a curated record